Podarcis raffonei (Aeolian wall lizard) is the source of this 1883-nucleotide messenger RNA. It is a transcript of the gene ADSS1, whose product is annotated as adenylosuccinate synthase 1. The record is from RefSeq and is a predicted model, not a curated record. Gene Ontology annotation, biological process: 'de novo' AMP biosynthetic process; IMP metabolic process. Lineage: Eukaryota; Metazoa; Chordata; Lepidosauria; Squamata; Lacertidae. The transcript has 13 exons. Gene Ontology annotation, cellular component: cytoplasm. Bases 69 to 1451 code for a protein of 460 amino acids. Gene Ontology annotation, molecular function: adenylosuccinate synthase activity; GTP binding.
UCGAGGUGGGCUCGUGUGAGCAGAAGGAAUUCCUCUCAGGCCACCGAGAGAGCCGUCCAGCCAACGUCAUGUCGAGCACCCGGGCGGCGACGGCCGCGUCCAAUGACCGCGCCCCUCACCCAGCCGGGGCCGGUGGCCUGAAGCGGCUGCGGAGCGAGCCGGGCGGCAACCGGGUGACGGUGGUGUUGGGCUCGCAGUGGGGGGACGAAGGCAAAGGCAAGGUGGUGGACCUGCUGGCCACGGAGGCCGACGUCGUCUGCAGGUGCCAGGGUGGAAAUAAUGCAGGCCAUACCGUGGUUGUUGAUGGGAAGGAAUAUGAUUUUCACCUCUUCCCUAGUGGUAUAAUUAAUCCCAAGGCAAUUUCUCUAAUUGGGAAUGGGGUAGUCAUACAUUUGCCAGGCUUAUUUGAAGAAGCUGAAAAAAAUGAGAAAAAAGGUUUAAGAGACUGGGAGAAAAGACUCAUCAUAUCAGACAGGGCACACAUUGUGUUUGAUUUUCACCAGGCAGUGGAUGGACUUCAAGAAGUGCAGCGGCAAGCGCAAGAAGGGAAAAAUAUUGGCACAACAAAGAAAGGGAUUGGACCAACCUAUUCUUCCAAAGCGGCACGGACAGGACUUCGGAUAUGUGAUCUUCUUUCAGACUUUGAUGAAUUUUCAUCAAGAUUUAAGAAUCUUGCUCACCAGUACAAGUCGAUGUUUCCUUCUUUAGAAGUUGACACAGAAGGACAACUAAAAAAACUAAAGGGCUAUGCUGAAAAAAUAAGACCAAUGGUCCGAGAUGGUGUUUAUUUUAUGUAUGAAGCGCUCCAUGGCUCUCCAAAGAAAAUUCUUGUAGAGGGUGCCAACGCAGCACUGCUCGACAUUGAUUUCGGCACAUAUCCCUUUGUGACGUCCUCCAACUGCACUGUGGGCGGUGUGUGCACCGGGCUUGGUAUUCCUCCCCAGUAUAUUGGAGAAGUGUAUGGUGUAGUGAAGGCCUACACAACAAGAGUGGGAAUUGGAGCCUUUCCCACUGAACAGAUAAAUGAAAUGGGAGAUCUCUUACAGUCCCGAGGCCAUGAAUGGGGAGUGACCACAGGCAGAAAAAGGCGCUGUGGCUGGCUUGACCUUGUCAUAUUGAGAUACGCCCAUAUGAUCAACGGAUUCACUGCCCUGGCAUUAACAAAACUGGAUAUUCUGGAUGUAUUUGAUGAAAUCAAAAUUGGUGUAGCUUACAAGCUGGGUGGCAAAAGAAUUCCAUAUUUUCCAGCUAACCAGGAAAUACUGCAGAAAGUGGAGGUGGAGUAUGAAACAAUGCCAGGGUGGAAAACCGACACAACAAGUGCCAGAAAAUGGGAGGAACUUCCACCUAAGGCACAAAAUUACAUUCGGUUUGUGGAGAACCACGUUGGGGUGGCAGUGAAAUGGGUUGGAGUUGGAAAAUCAAGGGAAUCGAUGAUCCAGCUCUUUUAAACACACAAAGAACAUAUGUGCCAAGAAGCAGUUUAUUGUACAUCUGUUCCUUUCUGUACCCAAACCGAGAUGAAGAUGCUGUUCUUCCUAGACUAUGAUUAGACAUGCCUUGUACUUGUCAUAUUCUCAAGUAAAUGUAUCCAAAAAUUAGGAACACAGAAUAAGAACAGAAACUUUGGGGAGGGGAAUCUUAAGGUCACAUUUAAAAAGUGCCAAACCUGCACUGAAUUAUUUCUUCAACUUGCUACCAGUAGUGAAGUUUAUUCCAGAUUGCAGAAGGUGUAAGGAGGAGGUUCCAAUUCCUAUGUCAGGAAGCAAUAAUAUGGCAGUGUUCAAUGUAUGUGGCAUUUAAAAUUGUGCUGGUUAUGGAGCACUGCACUUGUGUAAAAGCCAGCACAAUUCAGUAAUUCUCUUUCAAGCCCAGCAGUCAAA